This is a messenger RNA of Nerophis lumbriciformis (worm pipefish), 707 nucleotides long. RefSeq names its product CMRF35-like molecule 7. The record is from RefSeq and is a predicted model, not a curated record. Lineage: Eukaryota; Metazoa; Chordata; Actinopteri; Syngnathiformes; Syngnathidae. Gene Ontology annotation, molecular function: transmembrane signaling receptor activity. Gene Ontology annotation, cellular component: plasma membrane.
UCAUGACAACCUCGGGGAGAACUUUUGGCUUCUUCACCCUGCUACUGGCUAUCCUCUGGCUUCCAAAACAUUCAGCAGACCCAGUUCUUUUGAGAGCUCCAAGGAUCAUAAAUGCAGAGUACGGAGGAUCUGUGGCUGUGUCCUGUCAGUACGACCCACAGUACAGAGGCUACACAAAGUACUGGUGCAGGGGGCCAGUAUAUGAGCUGUGUACGAUUGUUGUUAAAACGCCAAAGAAACGCCACAGUGACAGAUGCUCCAUCGCUGAUGACCGGGAGGCAGGAUUCUUCACUGUUACUAUGUCGUCCAUUAGACGAAGUGAUGGGGACAUGUACUGGUGCGUUGUUGCCCGGCCUGGAAGGAACAUUUUCACUAGCGUCAAGCUUGUCGUCUCCAACAAAGUGAUGGCACCAACCAGCACAACGCCAAAAAAUGAUUCAGAGCAAAACAACGUAUGGUGGUGGAAGCCUCUUCGAUGGAUCAUCUUUUCUUUUAUGGUGUUUAGUUUAAUAUCAGCUCAUAUAGCUGUGUGGAGGAUAAAGAGAGCACACAUAAUAUGUCACAACAGUGUUCCUCAACAAAAUUCCAGUAUUCAUGGGUGAAAGACCAUUAAAGAACAAGUGUGGAUUAUUAACAAAUGUUUCAUUACAAAUAUCCUUCAGUAGUCCACCAAUUUGGGAAUUAAAUCCUCCAUGCUGUGAAAAAUA